AUAUCGUGAUAUACUCAAUUAUAUCUCAUCCCUACUAUCGAUAUCAUGAUUAACAAUCACACUGCCAAUAUUGCGCUUAAAAUCAAAAGCCAUCUCUAGAUACAAAGUAGCGGUACUUUCAAUUUUGGGAAUCACAAUGAGUGAUUCGGAAUUCGGCAUUUGUCCAUAUAAUAAGUCGCAUCGCAUAUUGCUCUAUAGGAUGCCCGGCCACAUAAUAAAGUGUAUGCGCAAUUACAUGGGACCCCCCUUAGAGAUUUGCAAAUAUAAUGCGACGCAUCGCAUGCCAGGCGAGCUCAUGGAACAGCAUUUGGAAAAAUGUGCAGAUUACAAAAAAUUCCAUGAAUACGAAUAUUUACAAGAGGCUCUUCAAGCUCGUAGAUCACCGCCACGUGCUGAAUAAGGGGAAGCUAAAUAUUAUGAUGUAAAGAAAAAAGAGGAAAUAAAAAUG
Drosophila arizonae is the source of this 448-nucleotide messenger RNA. RefSeq lists its product as uncharacterized. NCBI's taxonomy places the organism in Eukaryota, Metazoa, Arthropoda, Insecta, Diptera, Drosophilidae. The record is from RefSeq and is a predicted model, not a curated record.